AUGGCAGACAACGGGGCCCGCCAACUCACACAAGCCGAGCUUAUGACCCAGAUGGCUGAGCUCCAAGCAGAGGUCAAACGGCUAGCCGAACUGACGCAACAAAAUCAAGCCAACAAACGGGACGAAAGCAAUCCCAAAAGCUCAACCGUGGCCGGGACUGAUCUAUUGAUUACCAACCCCCCGAAAGAGAGACUAACGUUGGACAACCCGUUUUCCGAAGAGAUUACCAACUACCAAAUGCCAAAACAUUUUACACUACCUUCCUCGCUCGAGCCAUAUAAGGGGAUUGGUGACCCCCGGGCUCACAUUAAGAAAUUCCAGUCUAUGAUGUUCUUUAACGGACCUAAAAACGAACCUAUUCUUUGCAGGGCUUUUCCGACCUACCUCGACGGCGCGACACUCCUCUGGUUCUCAAAGCUGCCGGAAGGAUCGAUCUCCUCUUUUGAAGAAUUGGCGAGAUCCUUCAUAGACUAUUUUGCUGCCGCCCGCAUCUACGUGCACGGAUCAGACUACCUCGGCACCAUCCGCCAAGGUCCACAAGAAAGCUUGAAGGACUACCUAACCAGAUUCGCGGACGCAAUAAUGGAAAUACCUGACCUAGAUCCUGCUGUUCAUCUCCAUGCCAUAAAGGCCGGCCUCAAACCAGGGAAGUUCAGAGAAACAAUUGCUGUUACGAAGCCGAAGACCUUGGAGGAAUUCCGAGAAAGGGCCGCGGGCCAGAUGGAAAUUGAAGAACUCCGGGAGGCCGAGAACAAGGAUAGAAGGCAACCACGAAAAGAAGAAAACCGACCAAUCAAAACGGGGGACGAUAGAGGCGUCAGGAAAAUGUUUAAACUCACACCGAAGUUUGACAACUACACCAGAUUCAACACCAAAAGAGAAAGGAUCAUAAAGGAGAUACUCAACGCCAAAAUCAUCAAACCCCCUGUCAGAGCCGGAAGUUACCAAGACCAACGGUUCGUGGACAGAACCAAACAUUGCGCCUUCCACCAGAAAUACGGCCAUACCACCGAUGAGUGCAUCAUAGCCAAGGAUUUGCUGGAAAGACUAGCCCGACAAGGACUCCUGGACAAAUACAUUGAGGGUACAAGACAUAAAGGAGCGAAAACGAACUCGGAUGAGCAACAAACUUCGAGAAACAAGGAAAGCGACAAGUGGCAAAAUAACAACCCCCCAAAAGGAAUCAUCAACUGCAUAUCAGGAGGUUUCGCAUGUGGCGGAGAAACAGCGUCGGCACGGAAAAGAAGCUACCGCACCAUGCUGGCAAUCGAACAAACAACCCCACAGAGCCAUACAGAAGUCGACAACCUCGAAAUCAUCUUCAAUCAAUCAGACGUGAACUUGGCCGUACCAAACACAGACGACCCCGUGGUAAUUUCCAUCCAAACAGGAGAUCUAUUGGUAAGAAAAGUCCUUCUGGACCCAGGGAGUAGUGCAGACGUUCUUUUCUAUUCUACCUUUUCAAAAAUGAACUUAUCUGAAAAACUAAUACAACCUUCAUCCGGAGAACUCGUGGGAUUCUCCGGAGGAAGGGUACCAAUUAAAGGAUACAUAUGGUUAAAAACGACGAUGGGUCAGCACCCACUAUCCAGAACAUUCGAUAUACAGUAUCUGAUAGUGGACUGCAGCAGCCCUUACAAUAUUAUUCUCGGGAGACCAGCUCUGAACAUGUUCAGAGCGGUAAUAUCAACCUUUCAUCUGUGUGUUAAGUUUCAGGCACAGGACGGCAGGGUAGCAACGAUUCAUUCAGAUCGCCAACAAGCUCGGCAGUGUUACAACUCUAGCCUAAAAAGGUCGGAGACGAAACAAAGGCGGCACGAAGUCAAAACGGUACAAACUCGGAAGGAGGCCCUAUCCCACGCCGAACUCGAUCCCCGAAAACACACACAAGAAAGACCUCAACCGACAGAUGAGCUUCAGAAAAUCCAACUGACAUCAAAGUCAGAACAGGUAACAUACAUUGGUCAAGCGCUACAGGAACAAGAAAGGUCGGACCUCAUAAAACUGCUACGAAACAACUCUGACCUAUUCGCCUGGACUCCAGCAGACAUGCCAGGAAUAAGUUCCGAUGUCAUUUGCCAUAAACUCGCCAUUAACCCAACAAGCCGACCUAUAGCCCAGAGGAAAAGGAAGCUAGGAGCAGAGAAAUCCAAGGCAGCCCUGGAAGAAACAGAUAAGCUCCUUCAGGCCAAUUUCAUCAGAGAAAUCCGCUUCACCACGUGGCUCUCAAACGUGGUAAUGGUAAGAAAAAGCUCAGGUAAAUGGCGCAUGUGCGUCGACUUUACAGAUUUAAACAAAGCAUGUCCUAAAGAUGCCUACCCCUUACCCUGCAUUGACAAGCUCGUAGACAACGCAUCAGGCUUCAAAAGCCUGAGCUUUAUGGAUGCCUACUCUGGGUAUAAUCAAAUACUCAUGCAUCCCGGAGACCAAAGCAAAACAGCAUUCAUCACAGAACAUGGAAACUUUUGUUAUCGAGUAAUGCCUUUUGGCUUGAAGAAUGCAGGUGCAACCUAUCAGCGCUUAAUGGACAAAGUCUUCCACCAUCAGAUAGGGCGCAACAUGGAAAUCUAUGUGGAUGACAUGGUCGCCAAAACCACAGAGGGAAUGUCACACUGUGAAGACCUCAACGAGAUAUUCAGACAAAUCCGGGCAUAUAAUAUGAGACUGAACCCGGAAAAGUGCGCUUUUGGAGUAAGAGGAGGAAAAUUCCUCGGAUUCAUGCUUACCUCGCGAGGUAUCGAGGCAAAUCCCGAGAAGUGCUCGGCGGUACUCAAUAUGUCAAGCCCUACAACAAUAAAACAAGCGCAACAAUUAGCAGGAAGAAUAGCAGCAUUAUCUCGGUUCAUACCCGCAGCAUCAAACAAAGCAUAUCACCUUUUUCAAACAAUAUCGAAGAACAAAAAAUUCCAUUGGACAGAAGAAGCCGAGAAAGCUUUUUCCGAGCUUAAGACAAUUCUAUCAUCACCUCCAGUGCUGCAAAAGCCAGAAAUCGGUAAACCUUUAUAUUUAUAUUUAUCUGUUUCAAAUUUUUCUAUAAGUUCGGCUCUUGUAAUCGAAGCAGGAAAGAUACAACGACCAGUGUACUUCGUCAGUAGAGUCAUGCAACCAACGGAACAACGAUACCCGAAGAUAGAACAACUCGCCCUGGCACUGAUAACCACGGCAAGACGGUUAAGACACUAUUUCCAGAGCCAUACAAUCAUAGUAAGGACAAACCAACCAUUAAGGCAGAUACUGACAAAGCCAGAGCUGGCCGGACGCUUCACCAGAUGGUCCAUCGAACUUUCAGAAUUCGACGUCCAGUUCCAACCAAGGUCGGCACUAAAAUCACAAAUGAUGGCUGACUUUAUCUCGGAAAUGACAACUAAAACACAAGACAAGUCUUGGGAACUACAUGUGGACGGAGCAUCAAGCCGAGAAGGGAGUGGGGCAGGAAUAAUCCUCAAAGAAGGAGAUGAGGUGAUAGCCGAACAAGCACUCCAAUUCCACUUCCCAGCAAGCAACAAUCAGGCCGAAUAUGAAGCCCUCAUCGCAGGACUCAAGCUCGCCCUCAACUCCCAAGUACAGAGCCUGACCACAUAUUGUGACUCUCUCCUCGUAGUCCAACAAAUCCGAGGAGAAUUCCAGGUAAAAGAUCCGCUGCUCGAGCAAUACUGGCUCCUAGCAAAGGAUCUCAUUUCAAAAUUUAAUUCAUUUAACAUACUGCAUGUUAAAAGAGAACAAAACGUAAGAGCAGAUAUACUAUCCAAACUCGCAGCUACAAGAGCAAACACACAAACAUCUGCAUUAACACAACUCUCACUUGAAAAACCAAGCACCGAGCUAUUACAUGUGAUAAAUGUUAACCACCUCCACGAUUGGAGAACCCCUUUUCUUGAAUAUAUUAGUACAGGUGCCAUACCGAGACAGGAGCUCAAACCACAACAUUUCAGGCAAAAAGCCAGUCUUUACACGAGCAUAGGUGGAAAACUCUAUAGACGAGGAUUCUCACAACCACUGCUAAGAUGCCUAAACGACGAUGAAGCAAAAGAAGUAAUGAACGAGGUCCACGAGGGAGUCUGCGGAAACCACAUCGGAGGACGAGCACUAGCAGCUAAGAUUGUCCGAACAGGGUAUUACUGGCCGACCUUAAAGAGGGACUGUAUCACAAAGGUCAAAGCGUGUGAGAACUGUCAGAAACAUGCAGCUAUAUCUACCAGGCCAGCCGAGCUAUUACACACCAUGGAGGUAAGCUGGCCAUUCCAUAGAUGGGGGCUCGACAUACUCGGCCCAUUUCCAACAGCACCAGGACAGGUAAAAUUUCUUUUAGUAGCAGUAGACUAUUUCUCAAAAUGGAUAGAAGCACAACCAUUAGCCAGGAUAACCGCCGAAAAGGUACGAUCAUUCAUAUGGAAAAGCAUUAUUUGCCGAUUUGGAAUUCCUAGGGAAAUCAUAUCUGACAACGGUAGACAAUUCACAGACAAUAAGCUCCGCUCAUUUUUAAGAAAUUUUAAUAUAAAACAUCACUUUAGCUCGGUCGAACACCCACAGACUAAUGGGCAGGCCGAGGCUGCUAACAGAGUUAUAUUGCAGGCAUUAAAGAAAAAGCUAAGCGAUGCCAAGGGAGAAUGGGCGGAACUAAUCCCGGAAGUGUUAUGGAGCUACAAUACAACAAUUCAAACCACAACGGGAGAAACACCGUUUAAGCUCGUCUAUGGGUCCGAGGCACUGAUCCCCAUUGAGAUCGGCAUCCCCACCCUAAGAGCCGACCUAUACGACGAGCAACACAACCUGCACGCACGCAGCGCCGAGCUUGACCUAGCCGAGGAAACCCGGGAGCUAGCAGCCAUAAGGCAAAGAGCGGCGAAGCAAAUAGCAGAAAAGAAACAUAACAAAGGAGUCUCGCCUAGAACAUUCACAAUAGGAGACUUGGUGCUCAGAAAAACGGAAGAGGCCAGACGUCCCCCAACGCAUGGGAAGCUCGCCGCCAACUGGGAAGGUCCGUUUCGAGUUAUAAAGGUACUCGGCAUGUGGGCUUAUCAAUUGCAAACACUACAAGGCAACCCAAUUGCCGGGACCUGGAACAUUUCCUCCUUGAAAAUGUACCAAUCUUGA
Molecule: messenger RNA, 5094 nt
Organism: Arachis stenosperma
Lineage: Eukaryota; Viridiplantae; Streptophyta; Magnoliopsida; Fabales; Fabaceae
Exons: 1
Coding region: 1-5094 (1697 amino acids)
Biological process (GO): DNA integration
Molecular function (GO): nucleic acid binding; RNA-DNA hybrid ribonuclease activity
Source: RefSeq, a predicted model, not a curated record